AGGCCUCGCUCAAAGAGCCACUCAAGUCAUUGAGGCGACCUGUGAUCGAGUUCCUCUUGUGUUGGUGUCCAUAGAACAGUAGUAGAGUGAGAGCUAGCGCGGGUUCAAUAUGGGUUCCAGGAUGGCACUCCUGUGCCUUCUUGGACUGCUGGUAGCAUCACCUGCCAUUGCUGCCUCCGGCAUCUACUACCAGCUCGCUCUUAUGUGGCCCGGAGCGUACUGCGAGCAGACCAGCGCCGGGUGCUGCAAGCCGACGACCGGCGUCUCGCCGGCGCGCGACUUCUACGUCUCCGGCUUCACCGUCUACAACGCGACAACCGACGCUCCGGUCACCGGCUGCAACAACGCUGCUCCUUUCGACCCUAACGAGAUUAUCGGCAUCCAGGGCCUGCAGCAGUACUGGAGCAGCAUCAGGUGCCCCAGCAACAACGGCAAGAGCAACUGGAAGAACGCCUGGAAGAAGUUCGGCGCCUGCUCCGGCCUCGAGGAGAAGGACUACUUCGAGACCGCCCUCGCCUUCCGCAGCCGGAUCAACCCGCUCGUCCGCCUCAAGGCCAAAGGCAUCGAGCCGGACUUCGGGCUGUACGGCGUGAAGGCGAUCAAGAAGGUGUUCCAGGCGGGCAUCGCCGCGACGCCGGUGAUCCAGUGCAGCAAGGGCCCCUUCGACAAGUACCAGCUGUACCAGCUCUACUUCUGCGCGGCGGAGGACGGCAAGUUCAUCGACUGCCCGGCGCCGCCGCAGUACACCUGCUCCAAGGAGAUCCUCUUCCACCCCUUCAAGAAGUGGAUGCUCAAGCAGCUCCAGAACGAGGGCGCCGACCCCUUCGUGCUGCCCGGCGUCGCCAUGGAAAUAUAACUGAUCGGUCGGCUCGCUGCGCGCGUACGUACUCCGGUAGAUCCACCCGUCCAGUUCGUGUCUCGUGAGUUCGCGCGCUUCGGUCACGCGCGCGCGCGUGGAAUAAUGGUCCUGCUUUGUUGGAUUGCUCUCCUCUGAUGAGCAAAAGCACCGUGUAGUAAUGCUCGACGGAUAAGCUAGCUAGUGUGGCUAGCUUCGCCUUCGUGUAUCGAAAUAAAUAAACCAUGAGACGUACUCGGGUCAUCCUUUCAUCAA
Messenger RNA from Panicum hallii, 1111 nucleotides. Its product is annotated as ribonuclease 1-like. Gene Ontology annotation, molecular function: RNA binding; ribonuclease T2 activity. The transcript has 3 exons. NCBI's taxonomy places the organism in Eukaryota, Viridiplantae, Streptophyta, Magnoliopsida, Poales, Poaceae. Gene Ontology annotation, cellular component: extracellular region. The record is from RefSeq and is a predicted model, not a curated record. Gene Ontology annotation, biological process: RNA catabolic process. The coding region runs from base 110 to 856 and encodes 248 amino acids.